UGAGAUUUUAAUUUGAAUUGCUAGAUUCAGAUUACAUUUAUUUUCUGUGAUUAGUCAUAGUUGGGUGUGUGUAACAUUUUAACUUGAAUUGUUAUAAUAAAUGAAUCAUUUGGUUUUCAGCUUACAUCACGUUUUGCAUCAUGAUUGAUCUUUCAACCGCUGAUAGUGUUGUAAAAAGGUUUCGUCGUCAGCUACCUAUGUGAACUGAAGCCUGCGUCUCAUGACAGUGAAGCCUGCACAAAGAAUGGUGGAGUGAUAGAUACAGUUUGUCUUAUGAGACUGCUGACUUAAGAGUUGUAUUUGUUUAAAAACCUGAACCAUGGGUAAAAAGAAAAUAGGAGUAUCUGGGUCAAAGAAGAAGACUAGAAAAGAGAAACGCAAAGAACAGAGAAUCCAAAAGAAAGUGAAAAAGAAUGAACAUUACUUCAAGCGUUUCAAGAAAGUGGCUCCUCUUCAUCCUUCUAAAAUACCCAAAGAGCCAAAAGACAAUAUGUUUGGAGACAUUCCAAGACAUCCGCAGAAAGACGACGAAUCACUUUCGGAUGACGAGAUGCCAUCAAAAAUUCACCCGCAAGAAAAAAGCCUCGUCGAAAAGAUUCGUGAAGCAUCAGAAAAGUCGAAAAUCCUAGCAGAAAAGAGAAAAGUGUCUGAAAGAAAGGCAAGAAAUGCACAACUUCGAGAGGCUAAUAAAGCUGAGGAGAAGCAAAUAAAGCAUUUGUCAACGCUGAUGAAGAUGAACAAAAGGAAGAAAAAAGGAAAAACACCAUCUUUGCCUAAAAUAUUUGCUUCGGAUGGAUUGGACUAUCUUCUGGACGUGACUGAUCCGGAGAAGCUGAAAGACAUGAAGGGGGAGGAGCCCGCCUUCGAUGACGAUGAGGGCGAGGGCGACUUCGAGAGAGACCUUGCGCUGGCGACCGGUGCCGGUGGUAAAACACCCCAGGGCAAAACGGAGGGCAGCGAUGACGAAGGCGAUAUGUCUGACGAAAUUUCAGGAGAGUCUGAGCCAGAGAAUGAAGAUGAAGAACAAGGAAGUGAAAAUGAUGCUGGAGAGGAAGAGGAAGAGGAUGUUGAAUCAGAUGAAGAACUGGCAGGAUCUGGUUUGGGUGAGGAUGAGAAGGAAAAUGUCAGUGCUGGUGAAGAAGACGAUGUUGGAUCCGAUUUUGAUAUGCUAGAGGGCGGCUCAGAUUCUGAAGCAGAUGAUUCAGAGGAAGAGUCGGAACAGUCACCAGAGAAGUCCAAGAAGGAGCUGAAACGGAAACUGGAUGAAGUGGAAGAUGAAGAAGAGGAAGUAUCCGAGCAGAAGAAGACAAAAAAGAAGAAGCGGAAGGACGAUACCAAGGAGGACGAUAACGAUGGAGUUUGGGAAGACAUCUACGGAAGAAUGCGCGGCAAGGAUGGCUCCAUUCUCACCGGGGUGGGCUCCGACUCAGCCACCAGCGCCGCCGCCGCCGCGCCGGCCCGCUACAUCCCACCGGCUCUGCGCGCUCAGCAGCUCGCUUCCAGCGCUGACGAGCGGGCGCGCCGCGCGCAGUUGCGCCGCCGCCUGCAGGGCCAGCUGAACCGGCUGUCGGCGGCCAGUGCGCGCGGCGUGCUGGCGCUACUGGAGGAGCUGUACGCCAGCCACAGUCGGCACGAUACCAGCCAGACGCUCACCGAGCUGGUGCACGAGGCGUGCGUGUCGCCGGCGGCCGUCCGACCCGACCGCAUGGUCAUGGAGCACGUGCUGCUGCUGGCCGCCCUGCACGCCAAUGUCGGAUCUGAAGUCGGCGCACACUUCCUUCUGAUGACGGCCCAGCGGUUCCACAAGCUGCUGAUGGACGAGCAGCGAGACAGCGAGAGCAAGGAGCUGGACUGCCUCGUCAUGCUGCUGGCGCACCUCUACACGUUCAGGGUGACGGACAGCACGGUCAUCUACGACAUUCUGAAGAUCAUGGUGGAGCGCUUCUCACCCAAGGACGUGGAGCUGAUCCUGACCGUGCUGCGCAGCGUCGGCUUCACGAUGCGGAAGGACGACCCGGCCGCGCUGAAGGAGCUCAUUCUGCGGCUGCAGGCCAAGGCGGCCGCCGCCACCGCUGGGGACGGCGCCGAUAGCAGCCGCGUUCGUUUCCUGCUGGACAUAGUGAUGGCUCUGCGGAAUAACAACAUGGCCAAGAUUCCCAACUACGACCCGGUGCUGGGCCAGGAGCUGAACAAGCUAUUGAAGACGCUGGUGAACCCGAGUCAGACGCUGACCGAGCUGAGCAUCUCGCUGGAGGACCUGCUCAAAGCGGAGGAGCGCGGUAAGUGGUGGGUGGUCGGCUCCGCCUGGAGCGGCACACUGAAGGAGCGGCAGACGGCCGACGCUGACCCAGCCACCGGCGGCGGGAGGGGCGCCCAGCCGCCCGCGCCGCCCGCGCAGCAGUACUCUGCCCAGCUGCUGGAACUGGCCCGCCAGCAGCGAAUGAACACCGACCUGAGGAGGAACGUGUUCUGCGUUAUCAUGUCGGCAGAGGACUACCUGGACGGCUUUGAGAAGCUGAUGCGACUCGGUCUGAAGGGGCCACAGCAAGAGCAGGAGAUGGUGACUGUGAUUGUGGGCUGUGCUCUCCGCGAGCGGACCCACAACCCCUACUACAGCCACCUUCUGGAGCGGCUCUGCGCCGUGGAUAGGAAGUACCAGAUGCGUGUGAAGAUCUCCGUGUGGGAGCACCUGAAGCAGCUGCCGUCACUCGGCUCGGGGCCGGCCAGCAACCUCGCCAAGGUGCUGUCUCAUCUCAUCUCGGCCGGCCAGCUCACCAUCGCAGUGCUAAAGGUGGUUGAGUUCUCAGAGAUGUCGAAGCCGAUGGUCCGCUUCCUGCGCCAGCUGCUGCUGGCGCUCCUGAUGUCCGCCGAGGACCCAGACACCAUCCGCGAGCUCUUCCAGCGGGCGUCGGGCGCGCAGCUGAAGCACCUCCGCGACAGUCUGGUGCUGUUCAUACACCACUUUGUGCUGCGGAACAAGAACAAGCUGGCUGACGGGGACACGGUGCAGCGGCUGGAGGAGCGCGCGAAGGUGGCCGUCAGCGCGCUGAAGGCCGUCGAGGGCGCGCUCAGGCUGUGAUGGUGAGCUGCUUGUAGCUCGGCGAGUAUCGUUAUGCGUUGGAGGGUGACAAGUUAUGCGAUGGAUCGGGAGAUUGGUGGGUUAGAAACAAUUUAAUGCCAGUGAGUAUGAUGUUUUCUAUGACGUUUUUUUUUCGUGUGUGAAGUUGUUGCGAGGGCACGGAUGCCGUGCUUUGUGUUUUCUAGCGGAACCAUUUGUUAGGGUGUUGUCAUAGGCCUUCCGCUACGGUUCUUAAGUGUCGGUGCCUUGCUAUUUCCGAUGUAUAAGUCACGAUGAUGAAUACAUAUCAGGUAGGCCGCCGAAUGCCAUACAGAAACACAAGUUUUGA
This is a messenger RNA of Amphibalanus amphitrite, 3407 nucleotides long. Its product is annotated as nucleolar MIF4G domain-containing protein 1-like. Bases 320 to 3079 code for a protein of 919 amino acids. Gene Ontology annotation, biological process: ribosomal small subunit biogenesis. Gene Ontology annotation, molecular function: RNA binding; protein binding. The record is from RefSeq and is a predicted model, not a curated record. Lineage: Eukaryota; Metazoa; Arthropoda; Thecostraca; Balanomorpha; Balanidae. Gene Ontology annotation, cellular component: nucleolus. The transcript is spliced from 11 exons.